GGCGAGCCUGGCUCCGGCGCAUGCGUGGGCCAUCCAAUCGAGUGUGCUUCACGGUGCUCCCAGACCAGCAAAAGCGAUGUAGUGGCAGCGCCUGCUGGGGAUUCCCCUGGCUGAUGUAUCCUCUGGCAGUGCCUAUCGAAUGGCUCCAAUCGAUAGAGGAAUAUCCUACUCCUCUGACGCAACGCAACAACAUGCUGCUCCUGGGCAGAAGACUGCCUUCUACCGGCAUCCUGCGUCGCCUCAGCCUGCUUCACUUUUCCGGCGACUGGACGCCACUAGAGAAGCAAGUGUUCGAAGCGGAUAUGCGGGUUAUCAAGGACUUUGUCAGUGAGCAAGAGGAGCUGGGCCUGGUCCAGGAAAUAGAGCCCCAUCUCAGACGUUUGCCCUACGAGUCCAGCCAUUGGGAUGAUGCCAUUCAUGGUUACCGGGAAUCGGAGCGGAGAGACUGGACAGUGGCUAAUCGCAGCGUUUUGGAUAGGGUCUCUAAGACCGCCUUCAAUGGCCAGGUAAUGCCCCAUGUUCACAUUCUGGACCUCACCGAGGAGGGCGUCAUCAAGCCGCACGUGGACAGUGUUCGGUUCUGUGGCCAUACCAUUGCAGGUCUUAGCCUGCUCAGCGACUGUGUCAUGAGGUUGGCAAAGGUUUCCUCAAAGGAUGUAGCCAAGGAUACGGAGCACAGAGUCGCGGAUGUACUCCUGCCACGUCGAUCGCUGUAUAUAAUGAGCCAUGUGGCGCGUUACCAGUUUACGCAUGAGGUUCUGGACCAAGAGCAGUCGUGGUUUGGAAAUAGUCGAGUGGUGAAGAGGCGACGCCUCUCAGUUAUUUGUCGCAAUGAACCUUGAGGAGGGAUCCUAAUCAGAGGGAUAUAUAGCUAAUGCUGAGAAUCGUAGAUGCAACUAACACCCUUGAU
Drosophila serrata is the source of this 910-nucleotide messenger RNA. RefSeq names its product RNA demethylase ALKBH7, mitochondrial. NCBI's taxonomy places the organism in Eukaryota, Metazoa, Arthropoda, Insecta, Diptera, Drosophilidae. Gene Ontology annotation, biological process: DNA damage response; fatty acid metabolic process. The record is from RefSeq and is a predicted model, not a curated record. Gene Ontology annotation, cellular component: mitochondrial matrix.